Molecule: messenger RNA, 2931 nt
Organism: Ostertagia ostertagi
Lineage: Eukaryota; Metazoa; Nematoda; Chromadorea; Rhabditida; Trichostrongylidae
Source: the annotation of a GenBank genome assembly
AUGUCGGGUGCGAGGUCCCAAGCCCCUGGAUCAAGCCGCAUGCGGAUCCGAAAUUUUCCGGCUGCAAUGGACGAGAAGUACGUCACUCAAGUAUGGGAAAUGCUGAAGAAAGCUAUUCAAGAGAUUCAGAGAAAAAAUAAUUCCGGUCUCAGUUUUGAAGAGCUGUAUAGGAACGCAUACACAAUGGUGCUGCAUAAAUACGGCGAAAGGCUAUAUACUGGACUGAAGCAAGUUGUAGAAGACCACUUAAGGAAUUACGUUCGGGUUAAAAUCGUGGAGUCACUGGAUAAAGGAGAUUUUCUGGAAGUCCUCAAUGAAGCAUGGAGUGAUCACACAACUGCUAUGGUGAUGAUACGAGAUAUUUUGAUGUACAUGGAUCGUGUAUAUGUUGAGCAAAACAAAGUUGAGCAGGUGUUUCAUCUUGGAUUGGCAAUCUUUCGUGAACAAGUCCUUUAUCAAGAUUUUAUACAUCUCCAUCUGAGAACGACAAUGUUGUCACUUAUCCAACAAGAGCGGCGGGGUGCCGUUGUGAAUUGGACUGGUAUAAAGAGUGCUUGUCAAAUGUUGGUUGCCCUUGGUAUCCACUCCCAUGAUGUUUACGUUGAUGAAUUCGAGACACCGUUUCUUGUGUCAACAGCUGAAUAUUAUCGAUGCUUGAGCAUCUGCUUCUUGCAGUCAAACAGUGCUAGUUUGUAUGUGAAGAAGGUCGAACAAUGCAUUCGUGAAGAAUCAGAAAGGGCAAAGCGAUACCUGGAUCCACAAACGGAAGGAAAGGUCCUCGAUGUGUUAGAGAAUGUCCUAAUCAAAGAACAUAUGUACACAAUUGUCAAUAUGGAAAAUAGUGGCGUACAUGCGAUGUUGGGCAACGAUGAAUUUGAUCAACUGGCAUCACUUUAUGGUCUUCUUCAACGCGUGGAGAACGGCCUAGCAGUGAUGGCUGAUGCAAUGAGCGGAUAUCUUCGACAAACUGGUACGGCGACAGUUAGAGAAGACUGUGAGAGAACUCCUGUGGUGUUCAUUGAAGAUCUUCUGGAAUUGAAGGAGAGAUUUGAUGAAUUUUUACUGAUGUCUUUCCAACGUGACAAAAUGUUCAAGAAUAGAAUCCAAACCGAGUUUGAGACGUUCAUCAACCUGAACAAAAAUAGUCCUGAAUAUCUAUCGCUGUAUAUGGAUGAAAAACUUCGCAAAGGAUUGAAAUCGGAAAACGACGAAAAUGCCGAGAAACUACUGGAUAAGGCUAUGGUGCUGUUCCGUUUCUUGCAGGAGAAGGACGUCUUUGAAAAAUACUACAAGCAGCACAUGGCGAGACGUCUUCUACUCGAUAAAAGUAUAUCUGACGACAUGGAAAGGAUGAUGAUUAGCAAGCUAAAGGCGGAAUGUGGAUGUCAUUUCACGCUCAAGUUAGAGAAUAUGUUCCGUGACAAGGAAUUAUGGACGACCCAAUUAAACGCUUUCAAGGAGUUCCGAGAAUCGUAUAUACGUGGUGCUGGAUUGAUGGAUAUUUCUGUACGUGUACUGACGGCAGGCAUAUGGCCCACGCAAAGUGUUCCAGUCUGCAUCCUUCCGCCAGCGUGUGAAAUCGCUUUUAAUAACAAUACAAAUAUAAACGAGAGAGAACUUAAACGCAAUCUGCAAUCGCUUGCAAUGGGCAAACCGACCCAGAGAGUUUUGUGCCGAAAAGGAAAAGGAAAAGAUAUUGAUGCUACCGAUGAAUUCUUUGUCAACGAUAACUUUCAAUCAAAAUUAACUCGGAUCAAAGUCCAGCUGGUGACAUUCAAAGGGGAAUGUGAGCCGGAAAAGAAAGAAACUAGAAGCAAGGUAGAAGACGACAGAAAACACGAAAUUGAAGCUGCAAUUGUUCGUGUCAUGAAGUCAAGAAAAGUAUUGCAUCACAAUAAUCUAAUUACAGAGGUCACGCAACAGCUGAAGCAUCGUUUUCUCCCGAACCCGGUUCUCAUCAAGAAGAGGAUAGAAUCCUUGAUUGAACGAGAUUACUUAGCGCGAGAGAUGCUCAAGAUCUCAAAUUGUACAUUACGUUGCGUAAUAUAUGUUAUCGCCAGCAUUAUCGACCUCUUUCUAAUUUCUCUUCAUUUUGAUGCUGACUUUCAGGCGGAAUGUGGAUGUCAUUUCACGCUCAAGUUAGAGAAUAUGUUCCGUGACAAGGAAUUAUGGACGACCCAAUUAAACGCUUUCAAGGAGUUCCGAGAAUCGUAUAUACGUGGUGCUGGAUUGAUGGAUAUUUCUGUACGUGUACUGACGGCAGGCAUAUGGCCCACGCAAAGUGUUCCAGUCUGCAUCCUUCCGCCAGCGUGUGAAAUCGCUUUUAAUAUGUUCAGCAACUUUUACGUAAGCAAACACAAUGGCCGAAAACUUACUCUGAACACUAUGUUGGGUACGGCUGAUGUGAAAGCUGUAUUCUAUGGAAAUGCUGCCUCACAGAAAAAGCCAGGAACUUCCGAGUCAUCAGAAACGCGAAAAGAAGAGAACAAAAUUCUUAUGGUUAAUACUCAUCAAAUGGUCAUACUCAUGUGUUUCAAUAGUCAACCCCGCCUUACCUUUCAAGCCCUUUUGAACAAUACAAAUAUAAACGAGAGAGAACUUAAACGCAAUCUGCAAUCGCUUGCAAUGGGCAAACCGACCCAGAGAGUUUUGUGCCGAAAAGGAAAAGGAAAAGAUAUUGAUGCUACCGAUGAAUUCUUUGUCAACGAUAACUUUCAAUCAAAAUUAACUCGGAUCAAAGUCCAGCUGGUGACAUUCAAAGGGGAAUGUGAGCCGGAAAAGAAAGAAACUAGAAGCAAGGUCACGCAACAGCUGAAGCAUCGUUUUCUCCCGAACCCGGUUCUCAUCAAGAAGAGGAUAGAAUCCUUGAUUGAACGAGAUUACUUAGCGAGAGAUGCUCAAGAUCUCAAAUUGUACAAUUACGUUGCGUAA